AUGAGCUUGACACAUCUGGUAUCUACCAUUAGAUUCCAAAAAUCAUUGGAAAGCCAAGACCCCAAGAAAGUCCCACCAAAAGUCCCUUACUGGACGCCUUUUGUGUGCCAUAUGAUAUCUCUGAUGAGAACCCCGGCGCCCUUUGCAGAUGAUUUAAUGAAGAAAUAUGGAUAUAACAUCCCUUUGUCCAUCCAAGCUGGACUCAUGAAACUUUGUUUCGUCUCCAGCCCUGAGCAAAUCCAGACCAUCUUCAAGGACUCAAAAUCUUUGAGCAGCAAACCAUCUACGCUGUAUUGCCUGAAGAACAUCAUUGAUACCCCACCUGAGGUCCUCCCAUACUAUGCUGCUGACGACUCUGGAAUGGCCAACAAGAUCCGAAAGGGCAGUGUGGUCACCAAACAAGAAGAGAGAAUGCACUUCUGGGCUGCUCACACAGCACAAAAGUAUCUCUCUGGCCAAACUCUUCUGAGCGUAUCAGAGAGAUACAUCUCCACUCUAGACCGCAAUCUGGAAGCUCUCAACAUCGGAAACGACUGGGUAGAAGUUCCCGAUCUCUUGAAAUUCCUUCAAGAUGAAAUUACCAGUUCCACCAUCGAAGCUCUCAUGGGCUCUCAUGUUCUGAGAUUGAAUCCCACACUCGUUCAAGAUUUCUGGGAGUUCGACUAUAACAUGCCAAAUUAUGUUCGUGGUCUUCCGCGCUGGUUGGUUCCUUCAGCCUUCAAAGUCCGUGAUCGAAUGAUUGCAAGCAUGAAGAAGUGGCACCUGUUCGCUCAUGAACAUUCGGAUGUCUCCAAGAUUGCACCAGAUGAUCCAGAUUGGGACCCUUACUUUGGCACGAAACUCGUCAAGGCGAGACUCUUCUACGGUAUGAACAACAAGCACACGAAUGCUGCAUCUCGUGCCUCUGAGGAUGUGGGACUUAUCUUGGCUGGAAAUGCCAACGUGAUCCCAUCUCUAUUCUGGUACAUCUACGAGGCAUUGAAAGACAGGACCCUCCAAGACCGUCUGAUGAAAGAAGUCUCUCCAUGCAUCUCAGAGCAAGGCCAACUGGACAUUGUUCAAGUGACAAGCCAGCCGUUAUUACAAUCCGUCUUCGCAGAAACACUUCGUCUGCGCGUGGCCAUCACCAUGACACGAACAGCCGAGUAUUCGGACUAUCAACUCGGAUCCUACAAGAUCAAGAAAGACAUUCCCCUCGUAAUCUUCAGCCGCACAGCAGCACUCAACGCUGAGGGAUGGACAAACGCUGGAAGAGAACCCGUUGUCCCACUCGAGAAGUUCUGGGCUGAACGCUUCCUCGUCAAACCCGGCCAGAAGAUCUCAAAGACAGAUCCAGAACUAUCCUACGCAAAAGCCCAAGGUUCCGCAGAACAAACCAUGGCUGGCAGCGAGAAGGAGUCAAAUUUCUCUAUUGAAGGACUGGCAGGCUGCUGGCUUCCAUUCGGCGGCGGACAACGCAUGUGUCCUGGCCGUCAUCUGGCAAAGCAUGAGAUCAUUGGUUCAUUUGCACUGCUUUUCUCCAAGUAUGAGAUUGAGAUGAUUGAUAAUGGGUUGGGCGAGCCGAAGCCUGAUAUGAGAUGGUAUCCUAUGGGAGGAUUACCACCGAUGGAGAAAUUUCCUUUUCGCAUUCGGAAGCGGACUUAG
This is a messenger RNA of Mollisia scopiformis, 1644 nucleotides long. RefSeq names its product cytochrome P450. Gene Ontology annotation, molecular function: iron ion binding; heme binding; oxidoreductase activity, acting on paired donors, with incorporation or reduction of molecular oxygen. The coding region runs from base 1 to 1644 and encodes 547 amino acids. The record is from RefSeq and is a predicted model, not a curated record. Lineage: Eukaryota; Fungi; Ascomycota; Leotiomycetes; Helotiales; Mollisiaceae. The transcript is spliced from 3 exons.